CCAGAAGAAUAUUUGUUUUGUCUGUUUCAAAACACAUGAUACAUACACGCGAUCUUAAUUUACCAUAUAAGACAUUUUAUUUUGCUAUCAGUUGAGUAUUUGUGAGAAGAAGAGUUAAGAACGCAUCACACGACGAACGCGAAAGUCGUUUUUUUAUAACAUCCAAAACUUAUUAUAAGAAGGCCAGCAGACGACAAAGAAGUUAGUCUUGGAGGUAUAUAAUAAUUAUUAUUUGUAAUAACAGGAUUACGACGUUUUACCAAACCCUGUGUUCGUUUGAGCUGAUAGUACGAUUCGACAUGUGGUUUAUCGAAUCCCUUUAAACCAAAUUUUAGUCAUCGAUUCAUACAGGUGGAACCCGGCGUACAUUUCCUUACAUAAAAUCAAUUUCUGAGGUCACGCUAUGCUACCUGUACAAUAUGUUUAUAGAUACGUUGUUUUUAUAUGUUUGUUGAAUAUAUAUCCAGUGCCAGUGGUCAAAGCUAGCAACAAUUCUAUCAAAAUGUGCAAUUCGACUAAAAUAGAUCAAAUAAAUUGCACAAGGAAUUCCUCCGUUUCGCAAAAUAAUGGAAAAAAACCGAAGAAAAGUUUCUCACUUCCUCAAGAAAUAUUAAUAACAACAAUGGUGGUCUCCACAGUUGGUGUCCUAACAAAUGGUCUUCUUAUUGUUGUUAUUGUGAAGGAUCCUAUAAACGAACUAAGACGAGGACCGUGGAUUACUAUCUUAAGCUUAUCUAUGGCUGAUUUCACUGCAUCUUUGUCUCAAUUCAUGAUUGUUGGAUUGGGUAGAUUGUUCGAGGUCAAACCAUCAGAAGCUGUCAUUUAUUCUGUCCUUUUCUUUUGGAUGUUUGGGGCUGCGGGCUCAUUUUUUCACUUGACAUCACUCACAUGGCAAACUUACAUGAUUGCAAAGUAUCCCAAAUACAGACAACAAAUGUUAUCUACGAAGAAAAUUUACAUAUUAUGCGCCACAGUUUGGUUGAUUGCCAUUUGCAUGGCAUUUGCUGAAGUCACAUCACUUUACAUAAAAAAAAUUGACCAGCUUAUGUAUAUCUAUAUCACGGUAUAUGCUGUCUUGGAAAUCGCAGUUUUACUUCAGAUCAUAUUGAAGUGUUUCAUACUUAAGGUUGUAUUGCAAAGUCGACAAGGCACUAAAGUAAAUGCUAAACAGUACAACACUAAACACUUUGAAAUUGUAAAGGCAAUCAUUGUGCUGAAUGUCUUAUUACUGGUAACUGCAUUUCCUUAUUUUAUCGCCAAACAAGUGGAGUUUAUUCAAAGGCUUGGAAAAAUACAAAGUGAAUUGGCUUGGCGUUUUUCUUACUACUACAAACCAGUUGCCAUGGUGAAUUUCGCUGUCAAUCCAAUUGUGUAUGCAUUGAGGCUUCCAGUUUAUCGAAACAGUCUGAAGGCGUUGUUUAAAAAGAACAGUUUUAUUUCUACUGAUACAGCACAGCAAUCGACAACUUCGUUCUGUUCUGCUGAUGAAACGAUUGCUUUGUAGAUAAUAUGCAUUGAUUAAUAUGCAUUGAUCAUAUAUAACUUGAUUACAAAUAUAUAUAAUGAUUAUUUUUUUAAUAGAGGUAAUUACAUAAACUUUAGUGUGAUUUGUAGUUAUACUUUUGUGUAAUUUUUUGUGUAAUGUUUGUAUUUGUAGGCAAUUUUGCCUGCAACAAACUAUUUUGAUAGCCACAUCAAAACAUAGUACAAUAUCGUAUCUAAUAA
Molecule: messenger RNA, 1725 nt
Organism: Xenia sp. Carnegie-2017
Lineage: Eukaryota; Metazoa; Cnidaria; Anthozoa; Malacalcyonacea; Xeniidae
Product: C-C chemokine receptor 1-like protein 1
Exons: 3
Coding region: 404-1504 (366 amino acids)
Biological process (GO): G protein-coupled receptor signaling pathway
Cellular component (GO): membrane
Molecular function (GO): G protein-coupled receptor activity
Source: RefSeq, a predicted model, not a curated record